Messenger RNA from Blastomyces gilchristii SLH14081, 2492 nucleotides. RefSeq lists its product as uncharacterized. The record is from RefSeq and is a predicted model, not a curated record. The transcript has 2 exons. NCBI's taxonomy places the organism in Eukaryota, Fungi, Ascomycota, Eurotiomycetes, Onygenales, Ajellomycetaceae. The coding region runs from base 587 to 1846 and encodes 419 amino acids.
GUAUAUGGUAACUAUGGUUGCCGACGGGAUGGCCCCACACAUAAAUACUAUUGGCUCCGGACUCUCUAUAUCAGGCAUCACGCAAAAUUGACGCCCAACAAUCACAGCCUGCCAACAAAUAUAUCGAUUAGUUAUAUAGGCCCCUUGCUCUCCAGCCUAGCAGCCCUGGAAUUCUCUUCUUCUGAAAUGAAAUCGCAACCAGAUCCACUCCCUUUUUGGCCUGACCAGUGAUUGAGAGCCCCUUGGAUAGCCCGCUCUUCCUCCCAUAUAUCCCCUCACUGCUAUCCUAUCCCCGGAGUAUCAACAUUUAACAAGCGGUGCUUCACAGCAAUCGAUCCACUCUCUUUAUACAUUACAUAUUUGCGGUCCUUUGGCUGUAUUGGGUCCAUGCUGUGAGUUGUCACUACCGCCGUCAUCCAUCCACACCGCCAAUCGUUUCGACCUUCCAGCAUCCUCCCCAGCCUCUCGAAUAAAACUCUCAAUUCAAGCCGUGCAAUAUUUAUAUUUUCAGAAGCUGGUAUCUUUUUUGUGAUAUUAUUGUUGGAAAUAUCCACUCGGUUCCUGGCAGAAGCAAACGUACAUCAACAUGGCUGCCAUAGGACAAACCAUAGCAGUGUUCGACAAGUCGGGGAAGGUGGUGAGCACAAGCAAACAACUGUUUGGUGUCUUCAAAGAAGCUAGAUUAGCUUAUCGAGAACGCAAAGCCGAAAUCAACGCAGAGAAAGCGAUUAAGAAUGCGGAACGGGAAGCACGCCGAGCAAUGGCUAACUAUCACAUUCACGAUUCCCGAUCCGUUGCCUCCUCAAGAAGACACCCAGGAAGAUCGAAAUCAGUGGCUAGACACAGUGAAGUAGAUCGUCAUCCUUCCCACCGGUACCCUCAUGAGAUUGAUCAUGACUCGGAAUCCCUAUACUCCCACCCAGACCAUAUGCCAAAACGGGAACUCUCGCGCCACCACACCUCAAAUGUCGUCGCUGCUCAACCCCAAUAUCUCCACCCCGGCAAUCGGUCCCGUUCCGUUCCCCACGUCGACAUGGAUCUGGCAUACGGUGAAUAUCACCCUGACUCGCUAGAGCGGGUGAACUCAAACCCUGAGGAUGUGAUGGGCGGACUGGUCGCCAAAGCCAAAGGCCUUCUUGUCGAAGCCGACUGUGCACAGCACUCUGCACAAGCCACGAUGGCCCACUUACAGAAGAAUCCUGAAGCGAUGGCUGCCGUAGCGCUCACGCUAGCUGAGAUCAGCAAUCUCGCCUCGAAGCUAGCUCCAGCGGCCCUGGCGGCCUUGAAGUCCAGCUCACCAGCCGUGUUUGCACUUCUAUCCAGUCCUCAGUUCAUGAUUGCCGCUGGGGUCGGAAUUGGUGUUACUGUCGUCAUGUUCGGGGGGUACAAGAUUGUCAAGCGCAUCCAAGCCGCGAGUGGCAUGCAGCCAGAGGGCAGCACGGAUGAAUUGAUAGAACUCAACCAGGACGUUAGUCGCGUGGAGAGCUGGAGACGUGGCGUUGCUGAUUUCGAGGCGGAGAGCGUCGCGACGUCCGUUGAUGGAGAGUUUAUCACCCCGAGGGCUGCUGCUGUGUCUGGGAUCUUCCCCACCGGCCACAGCCAUUACCACCACCUUCGAUCCGAAUAUGGAGGCGGAAGUAGACGAGGAAGCGUUAGAGGUGCAGAGACUGUCAGGGAUAACGCAUCAAGCUAUACACAUACGACCCGAAGUUCCAGACGGUCAAGGCGAUCUAGUGCCCCGCCGACUGAAGCGAGUGGCAAGGACAAGAAAGACAAGAGAGACAAGAAAAAGAAAGAAAAGACGAAGAAGCCCAGUCCUCUGCGACAUCUGUUCAAGCCUAAAUGAAAAAGGCUCUUUUUUUUUCCUUUACAAAAGGAAGUAUGAAAACCACCAAUUUCUAUUUCUGUUUCUUUGCUUUUUUCUUUUCUUAUUUUUUCCCUUUUCUCAAAAAAACAUCCAAACGAGAAAUAAUGACCCGAUUUAUCCUUUUUGUUACUUAAAUUUGUUGUCUUCCAUUUCUUUAUGAAUAUAUCUUGGUCAUGUUACAUAUGUGGACCCGAUGAUUUUCAAGGCGUUUGUAUACUGUCAUUUUCUCAGAAUUUGAUACCAUGGAGCGCGAACAAGGGAUUUGGCCCUCAUCUUACUUUCUUUUUGUUUAUAUUUGAACCUAAUAUUCACCUAGCCUUUUUGUCUUUUGACCCCAUACCCUAAGCACCAAUUACUGUCUUCUGCUAUAUAUAUUUCUUGGUAUUUACAUAUGUAUGUACUAGAACAUUUUUCCUAUCCACCACUUUAGUAACAUGCGAGUCCUGAACUUGCUUGAAACCUGUUUGGUUUUACUUUCAAAGCAUUCUCAGGGUUUAAAUAGAUAUAGAGAGAGAUCUACAAUGCUUCAAUGGAGUUAUUUCAUCGAUCAGGAAAAGUUUUCUGAAAUAACUUGACGGCAACCAACACCUCAACAACCAACCACCGGCAACACACACGGGCGCCG